UAUUAUAAUUAAUUUCUCUUCCAUUGUGGACAUAACUUUUGUGUGGGUAAGUAAACCUUUCCACACGCCAUUCGCAGCCAUUGUGGUGAGAUGACAAAAGCACAAAUUUCUGGAACAGCGGCUUCACUCUGCGUGCAACGAACAUUUGCUGUUUCAUAUUUUUUUUAUUAUAAACCAACAAACCGCCAAUCAAAAUGUAAUUUCCGCCAAGCCUUUGUUUGGAUUUAGAGGAAAAUCAUUAGAUGUUAUGGGAUGUCCUGGUAUAAUGGCCGCAUAUUUUUUAAGUAGUUGCCAUGUUAAGAUAUUUUCUUUACACUUACUGGAAAAAAAAUAUGGCGGAUGUAGCUCCAGCCGGUGGCCGAGGAGGCUUUAGAGGAGGUUUCGGAAGUCGUGGCAGUGGACGUGGUGGACCACGAGGAAGAGGACGUGGGCGUGGCAGAGGCAGAGGACGUGGUAAGGAAGGAGAGAAGGAAUGGCAGCCAGUUACAAAGUUAGGUCGUCUGGUCAAGGAUGGAAAAAUAAGAACCCUGGAAGAUAUAUAUCUAUUCUCUUUACCCAUCAAGGAAUUUGAAAUUAUUGAUUUUUUUAUUGGUCCUGUAUUGAAAGAUGAAGUUCUGAAGAUCAUGCCAGUUCAAAAACAGACUAGAGCCGGGCAGAGAACAAGAUUUAAGGCCUUUGUUGCUAUUGGAGACCACAAUGGACACAUUGGUUUGGGCGUGAAAUGUUCCAAAGAAGUGGCUACUGCUAUCCGUGGUGCUAUUAUCCUUGCUAAGCUCUCUGUCGUUCCAGUCAGGCGUGGUUAUUGGGGUAACAAGAUCGGAAAGCCCCACACUGUACCUUGCAAGGUUACAGGAAAGUGUGGUAGUGUGCAAGUGCGUCUUAUUCCAGCACCCAGAGGAACUGGCAUUGUAGGUGCCCCUGUACCCAAGAAGCUUCUGCAGAUGGCAGGUAUUGAAGAUUGUUAUACAUCUGCCACAGGAUCAACUGGCACUCUUGGAAACUUUGCAAAAGCUACGUUUGAAGCCAUAUCAAAAACAUAUGGUUAUCUGACGCCAGAUCUCUGGCGUGAUGUGCCAUUAUCUAGGGCACCGUACGCAGAAUUUUCAGAUCAUCUGCUGCGGAACCAUCAUGCCAAAGCUGUUCCUGUUGAUGAAUGAUUAUUAAGCUCUUCCUCUAAUUAAUGAUAAUAUAAUUUAUCUGAUACAAAUAAUAAAUUAACUUUUAUUAGAAUAUUAAUUUAUUUUUCCCAAAUUAACUUAUCUAACUUAUGUUUAUAAUGGU
Nezara viridula (southern green stink bug) is the source of this 1281-nucleotide messenger RNA. NCBI's taxonomy places the organism in Eukaryota, Metazoa, Arthropoda, Insecta, Hemiptera, Pentatomidae. The record is from the annotation of a GenBank genome assembly.